Molecule: messenger RNA, 2102 nt
Organism: Ectocarpus sp. CCAP 1310/34
Lineage: Eukaryota; Phaeophyceae; Ectocarpales; Ectocarpaceae
Source: the annotation of a GenBank genome assembly
UGUCCUUUGGCGGCAGUCGCCGCAUGAGGUUCAGGCAGGACGAGAUCACUUCCGUAGACUCCGCCAUCCUUGUAGCCGGUGGGGACUGCUUUGCUCUGCUCUGUAGCAACACAGCAAGCAGCAACACCCAUCGAUGCGUUCGCCAUCUCGCCGAGGGAAUGGGGGCUCCGCAGAGUGAACGAAUGUACAUGGUUUUGGCCCUCCAGCGGCCUAGCUACCUCUUGCUCUGUCCCGAGCGCACUCCAGCUUGUGCUACCAGCAGGCAAAGGAAGUGCCGUUUAAGGCUUACUGAGGUCGAGACAAUGGCCGACUACGUGGACGAGGCGGAGUACGCGGUGGAACCAGUCAGCGACCCCGAAAAGCUCGAGAUCGCCACCCACAUGCUCAUGGCCAGCCCGCCGGGACAGUUUUGGGAGGUUUUGACAGACGUUAGGAAGCUGCUGCCGGAGGGACUUCUUGACGACGCGAGAGCCCAAGAGGUGGCCAAAGCUUACAACGCACAGGAGGGUGUCAUUGUCGAGGUCGGCGACCACAACGCCGUCUUGGCCGCGGAAGGAGCGGUAACCGGCGGCGGUUUCAAGGACAGCCUUGGGGGAGGCGUUUUUGCGGUGGAUCACGUUGCGACCCAGGUCACUGGCGAGGGGCCAGCGGUAGGCGAGGCCGAGGAGGCCGCCGCAGACCCCGCGCUGGAGGAGCAGCGACAGGCGUUACAGGAGGCGCUGGAGGAAUACCGAGCCAGCCACUUCUCAGUCGCCGAAAAAUCUGCCGCCUGUGUGUUCGAAAAAGACGGCGGCGGAGGCCUGGUGGCGUACGUGUCCGCCCGCAAGCACAACCUUAGGAACUGGUGGAGCGGGACCUGGAGCGGAAGGUAUUCCGUGGCGGUUGGGGCAGGAUCAGCGGAGGUCUGCGGUGCGAUAGCUGUGCGGGGGCACUACUUUGAGAACGGUAACAUCCAGCUGCAGACGUCGAAACAAGUUGGAGCGAAAACGGUCGCGUUCACGAGCCCCGAGUCGUUGGCGGAGGCGGCGGUGGCGUACAUCAAGGAAUCCGAGAGCGCGCUGCACGAGGGUCUUGAGGAGAUGUAUGACAGGAUGCCGGGUGUUACUCUGAGGAGCAUGCGGCGCACGAAGCCCAUCACGGCGGACAGCUUCACGUGGAACGUCGCCAAGAUCCGCAUGCGGAACACGCUCGCGCAGGCCGCGACAAACAAGUAGACAAAACAGCAACCCUUCCUGCAUGAUUUGUCUUGUUGCUGGUGUUGGUAGUUUGUGGACCCUCGUUGGUGGAAGGUCGCGUACUAGGGUCGUUCAAAGCGUGAUUAGUCGAGAUCGUAGAGGGUCAACCUGGCACAUCCAAACGCUGGCCGCAAAUGGGAGUAGUACCAGACGAUUUGCCGGUAGGGGGGGGGUCGGUCGCGUAUUUUGAGCGAGUCGCCCGAACGACCGUUUUUAACGGUCGCCGCGCUAUUACUAAAUCACAUUAUCAGCAACGAAUAACUUGGAAAGGAUCGCGUGACACCGGGCCACUCGGGGCCGCGAGCGAAACCGAAAGCAGCCGCCAAUCGUGUAUAGCUCGGUUCUACUCACACAAACGCACUUUUUUUCCAGCAAAACCGUCAAUGCAGGAGAUGCCUUCAAGACGUCGUCCCCGCCCUUUGACCUAACGUUGGUCGUCCUUACGUUGUAGAGGAGGCGGGCUAUCGCAUCUUAGAGCCUUGUUACUCGUCUUUUCAGGUACCGAAAGCAGUCCGGGUGAAUUUCAGGAACAUGAAAAGUGGUUCGUUUGUGGACCCGCCUUGCAAGCACUGCCCGCUGUCGCGACGCGUGACAGACUCGACCACAACUCUGUCUUGGGAGUGAGACCGGUGAACAGCCCCCCAAGGUGCGGAGAACGUGUUACAGGCACUGGUGAUGCUCGUAUGCCGUUAUAAUUGGAUUUAGACUGUCUGGAAGCGGAAGGCGAAGCGUAACUGUAACGAUGUCCGGUUUGAUGACACCAUCACUGCUGUCCCGUGGAACUCUUUCUAUUCUGUCAAAAGGCGGAGCAGGGCUGAUGCAAACAACCUCCAAACACCCGUCGACACAAGAGACUCUUCGGGGCGU